Acanthosepion pharaonis is the source of this 477-nucleotide messenger RNA. The record is from the annotation of a GenBank genome assembly. Lineage: Eukaryota; Metazoa; Mollusca; Cephalopoda; Sepiida; Sepiidae.
AUGCUUAAUAAAAUAAACGAAAUAAAAAUACGUAUUCGAUUUUUGCAUUAUAUAAAUCAAUAUCUAUCUAUCUAUCUAUCUAUCUAUCUAUCUAUCUAUCUAUCACAUUCUGUGGUUAUCCAUCUAUCUCCUUCCGUUUGCCCACUCUCUUUCCUUUCUUUUCAUUUAUUACUCACUAUCUAUCUAUCUAUCUAUCUAUCUAUCUAUCUAUCUAUCUAUCCUAUUCUGUGGUUAUCUAUCUAUCUACUUCCGCUCGCUCACUCUCUUUCCUUUCUUUUCAUACUAUUCUAUCUAUCUAUCUAUCUAUCUAUCUAUCUAUCUAUCUAUCUAUCUAUCUCCUUCCGUUUGCCCACUCUCUUUCCUUUCUUUUCAUUUCUUUUUCACUAUCUAUCUAUCUAUCUAUCUAUCAAUCUAUCUAUCUAUCUAUCUAUCUAUCUAUCUAUCUAUCUCACUCUCUUCAUGUACAAUCUAUGUUGA